Prorocentrum cordatum is the source of this 4479-nucleotide messenger RNA. NCBI's taxonomy places the organism in Eukaryota, Dinophyceae, Prorocentrales, Prorocentraceae. The record is from the annotation of a GenBank genome assembly.
AAAUCCCAACCGCGCCUUGAAGGCAUGAACCUGCUCAGAGACGAAGUGGAUCCAGAUGAGGCAGGAGGGGAGGGGCCGGUGGCACCGCCAUACCUCGCGCCGCUGAUGACGCUCAGCCACACCGCGCCCAGAGACUACCAGGCCGAACUGCACGUGUGGGCAUUGCUCGACUUCCAGAGCAGUCGUGACGUGCUCGUGUACUUACCGACUGGCUCCGGGAAGACCCUGGUGGGCGCCCUGGUGGUUUCUGCCAUGGCCACCUGCAACAAGAGGAAGCGAGUAGCUUUUGUUGUGGACAAAAUCCCCCUCAUGCAGCAGCAGGCAGAGUACCUCAGCAAAAACACUCCGAUGCGCGUGAUUUCCAUCUGCGGCACCACAGCUGACACAGAGCGGAGAAGGCUGUUGAAGUCACGGUUCGACGUGUUGGUUAUCACAGCCCAGGUGUUCGUCAACAUGCUCAAGAGGGACAAGACGCUUGACCCAGCGCAGUUUUCGCUCGUGGUCUUCGAUGAGGCGCACCACUGCGCAGGUGGUCACCCGUUCGCUGGCGUCAUGGAGCAGCUCCGCCUGUGUGCGCCACUCUCGCGCCCGCGCGUGCUUGGGCUCACGGCGUCGCCGGCUGGCGCUACAGACGAGCGAGAGACCAGUCGAGCGCUCGAGCGUCUGGAGAGGCAGCUUGGAACGACGCAGCCAGCCGUCCUUCGGACGCCCUGCGUGUUCCGCGACAGCCUCCGGGACGUUGUCGACCCGCCGGAACAUUGCUGGGUGGAGGUGGAAGAAUCCGCCUCGAUGCGGGGCUUCCAGGAGGCCGCCUCGCGGGUCCUGGACUGCCUGCGGGGCGACGUAGAGAGGACCCUGGGCGUGGAGGGGCUCCUCGGCGGCGCGGCGAGCCAGCUCGCCGGGUGGCAGUUCGUCCGCGGGUUCGCGGAGCAGCGGCACCCGCAGCUGCUGCAGAAGGCGAGGCUGGCGACGUGGGUCGCGGAGGCGGCGGAGGUCGGCAGCAGGCUGGGCGACGCCCACGGCCGGGCCUUCUUGGAGCGGGUCGGCGCCGCCGGGCUGGCGAGCCACGCCGAGGACGCCCGGGCGGGCCUUCGUGGGCUGCUCGCCUGGAGGGGGAGCGACGCGCCCCACCUCUCCAAGGUGGUCAGCCUGCUCCGCAGGGAAGCGCAGAGCCGGCAGGAGAGCUUCCGAGGCGUCGUCUUCGUCUCGACGAGGGCGCUUGCCGGCGUGGUGGCCGACGUCCUGCGCAAGCUGCUGCAGCCCCUGGACCUGCGGCCGUGCUGCCUGGUGGGCCGUGGCGAGGGCACGGGGGAUGCCGCGCAGUCCUCGGCCCUGCAGCGCUUCCGGAGUGGCGAGGUCAGGCUCCUGGUCGCGACGUCGGUGGCGGAGGAGGGCCUCGACAUUGCCGAGUGCAGCAUCGCCAUUCGCUUGCACGGGGUGCGCUCGUUUGCAGCAUACGUGCAGUCACGCGGGAGGGCGCGCGCCCGCGGCAGCACGUAUGCAGUAGUGGGGACGCCGGCGGAGCGUCGCAGCUUCGACGAGUUACAGAAGGCCGAGGAGAGCCUGCAGAGGGUAGCGCGAGACCCUCAGCAGGCCAUGCUCCACCGAUCAGAGCUUGAUCGGGCCGCUGGUCUUGCCGAUGCGCUCCAUCGAUCAUCGCUCGGGAGCGGGCAAGACCGCAUGAGAGAGGCUGGAGACCCGCAGCGUGAGCAGGUCGAGUUGUGCACUCGACAGCUGCUCGGUGGAGAGCACGACGUUCACGCGACAGCCGCGAAGAGCCCAGCGGACGGCCUGGACCCAGGCGCAUCCGACGUCGGUGAUUUGUGUAUCGUGGCUCACGGCUUGCCCGUUGCUGGGGUCGACGGCGCUCUCAUCGCAUUCGCCCCCAUCGGCAGGGUCAAGGACUGCGUGCCCGAGGGGCCCCACUACUUGUUUCCAGACCGCCUGCGCCCUGCGGGGUACAGCGCCUACGUUACGCUGCAAAUGGAGCACAGUGGCAAGAUGCACCGGCAAGCUCUGCUCAGCAGCCUCUGCCGCAGAGCGCCCCCCGGCGUUUGGCUCCGCGAGGUGACGCGUACCGUCAGCAGAUGGGAGCGCGAGUCUUUGCAGGCGAAGGUGGAGGCGGGCGGCAUCUUCGCGUUUGGGUCGAGCGGGCGCGAGGCUGCGUUCUGUCCGCAGGCCAGGUUCCGCGACGCCAGGGUGCAGAUGGGUCCGAAAUGCUUGAUCUUCAGAGUUCCGAGUGCUCAGUCCAGCGGACGUGAUCUGGAGGAUGCGCCUUCCGAGACCUUGAAAGUGGCCAUCGGGGUGUCUGACUUGCUGGACUCUGCCCUCGUGAGUGGUGACUCGCUUGGCAGCAGCGGCGUGACUGUCUAUGCAUUCGUGAAUCAGCCACCCAAGUUCUCAAUCGGCGAGGCAGCGAAGGACGGGCGAAGCAAGCAACCAAAGGAGCGCCGAUGCUGCAUGCCGUCAGCGCUUUUUGGCCGCAGUUUCGUCUACGCGUUCCACUUCGGGUCUUGGGAGCAAUGCCAGCCCUUCUUGGAUUUCCUCAGCCAUGUCGGCACGCACUUGUGCCACGCGAAGGUUGUCAACCUGCCCCACAGCCUUCAGGUUCCAGAGUGGGGCAGCGGUUGGGACCGAAGCGACCUCGCGUGGACCGAAGAAGUGACCGAUGACUUCCAGCUCGGACUCUGUGACAGCAUGCCUGGGUAUGACAGCCGCUGGAGUACCGUGCUGGUGCGCCUCGUGCGCAGCCUCGGGGGGCCGCGGGUGCGGAUGCGGCUCGACUUCGAGGUGCUCUACGCGCUGCUGUGCGCCGCCAGCGCGGAGCCCGCGCUGGUCUGCGCCGCACUGUCCCACGAUCUCCUGGCGCGGCUGGGGGCAGCGCACCCCGAGGACGCCGCCGCGGCGGUGGCGGAGCUGCCGUCCCAGCUGGACUCCAGGCUGUUCGUGGACGCUGGAGCCCUGCUGUCGCGCAGCGUCGCUGCCGCGGAGGAGCGCAGGGGGAGCGGAGAGGCGAGGCUGGCCCAGGUUCCCAGAGGCCACGUGCUGGCCCGUUGCGUGGUGGUAACGCCGGCCCGCCUGAACUUUCGUGAGCCCGAGUGGAUCCAGUCGUGCCGCAUCCUGCAGAAGUUUGGUGAGCCGGGGCAGCAUACGGCGAGUCGGUUUCUCCGCGUCCAGUUCUGUGACGAAGAUGGCAGCCCGAUGGUCGGUGACACGAUGGCACCGCGGAUCGGCAUGAUAUUUGACCAUGGUAUUCGCAUCAACGACAGGCAUUUCAAGUAUUUGCAUUGGUCGCAAAGUCAGAUGCGAAGCGGAAGUUUGUGGCUGUACGCUUCGGAUGGCAGCGUCGAGUGCGAAACGAUACGCCGUUGGCCUUUUCUUGAUCCGCAAGCUGCACCCCGCAAUCCCAGCAAGUACGCUUCCAGGCUUGCCCUAUUUUUCAGCUCCUCGGCGCCAACUGUCAGUGUCAGUUGGGAUGACGUUGAGGUGAUUGACGAUAAGAAAUCACACCACAACGGGAAGGAGUAUUGCUUCACCGAUGGCGCAGGAAAGAUUAGGGCAGACAUUGCUCAAGAUGUGUCCAGCCGCUUAGGGUGCAAUGUGGUACCCUCGGCUUUCCAGAUACGGUACGGCGGCGCAAAGGGCGUAGUAGUCGGUUACCCGGGCUGCAAUCGAAAGUUGGAACUGAGGAAGAGCAUGAUAAAAUUUGAUUCGAGGCAUGACUCAUUUGAGGUCGUCAGUUGGUCCCGAAACAACCCUGCUUUCCUCAACAGGCAGAUCAUCAAUUUGUUGGCAGCACGUGGCAUCGAGCCCGAGGUGUUCUUGGGGAUGCAGGAAUCCGCCUUGUUGGAGGCUUCGAAGGUUGUGGUGGACCCAAGGUGUGCAUCGCGGAGGCUGAGCCACAUAUACGCUGGCCCCGGCUCGGUGUCGCUGCUGGACGCAGCUGGCGUGGACUUCACCGCAGAGCCGUUCUUCGCAUCGCUGCUUCGGUUCGUGUACCGCCAGGACGUGCGAAAGCUCCGGCAGAAGACCAGCAUACCGGUCGCGGACGCCUCGCUCCUUCUCGGGGUGCCAGAUGAGAGUAGCACCCUCCGGUACGGUGAGGUCUUCAUACAGAUUUCGGAACCAGAUCCAAGCGGAGGCGUUCGCAAUCGCAUUAUCAAAGAUUGCAGAGUAAUGGUUACCAAGAACCCAUGCCUCCAUCCAGGUGAUGUCUUGUUGCUCGAUGCAGUCGAUUGCUCAGCCUUGCAGCAUGUAGUUGAUUGUGUCGUGUUCCCAGUACAAGGACAUCGGCCACAUCCUGAUGAAUCUUCUGGCUCUGACUUGGAUGGCGAUCUGUAUUUUUGUACAUGGUGUCCAGAGUUAGUACCGAAGAGAACGGCCGAGGCCAUGGAUUAUUCAGAAGGGUCGACAACAAAAACAUCCCAGGAUCUGGAAGAAGUGACAGCCGAAGUGAUGAAGGAGUAUCGAAGACUCUAG